Paramecium tetraurelia is the source of this 1389-nucleotide messenger RNA. RefSeq lists its product as uncharacterized. Lineage: Eukaryota; Ciliophora; Oligohymenophorea; Peniculida; Parameciidae. The record is from RefSeq and is a predicted model, not a curated record. The transcript is spliced from 2 exons.
AUGCAAGGCUUAUAGACCAUCUACAAGUUUACUUAUCCAAAGAAAUAACCUCUCCCGGAAGUACACUUUAUUUGUAAAAGAGAAGAUGAAAAUUGUUUUUUUUAUCAACUUGAAGCAUCAAACUAUAUUUCCCUUGAUGUACUCCUAAAAGCUUAUUUAACUCAAAUUAUACGAUUGAGUAUUGGCUAAUGUUUAAUAUUGAUAAAAUUAAUUUAUGAAAAGGUUAUUGAAGUUUAUAGAAAGGAAGGAAAAACAUUACCUAAAAUAACAUUGGAAAACAUAUGGAUUUAUACUGAUAAUGGAUUUAGUGGAGAAAUUAGACCAUAAAAAUCAAUGAAGAUUAUAUUUUUGAAUUAUUAAGAUGAAAAUGUAAGUAUAGAAGAAAAUUUGAAUCAACUUUAAUUUAUCAAUCGUAAAAUAAAAACAAUUUGUGCUAAGACUGAAUUUAAAAUAAGGGCGAUUGAUGGUAAAAAUAGCCAUCUAAUAUAAUAAAUAACUAAUGUUAUUGAUGAUAUGUUUUAUGACAUAGAAAUGUGUUUGUACUAAAGUCCAAAAGAAAUUAAAGAUAGAAUCAAAAAAUACGUAAAUGAAGACACUUAGGAAACUGAUUAUGAAUAUUUGCAAGUUGAUGAAGUUUCAUAUAUUCAAAAGAAUUUUGAGAAUGUAAUUAAAAAAUUAAAUGAAAUAUUCAAAGUGGAUUGCUAAAAUGAAUUGCAAUUACAUAGAAAAUUGUUAACUUGGUAAUAAACAUUAUUUGAUGAAUUUAUUGAAACAACUUGGGAUAGAUAAGGUUAUGAAAUAAUAAUGAGGAUUUUAGAUAAUUUUGAAGAUAAGAUUAAAAAUGACGAAAAUAUGACAACUGAAAUUUUUCAUAAAUUCUUUAGAAAGUUAGAAGAAUAAGGAUUUUUGAAUUUUAAUUCAAAAAAAUUACUUACAUCCUCAGAAAUAAAAUUUAAUCGUGAAUUAACUUUAUCAUUGCAAAACGAAAAGAGUAAUCGGGAGAAAUAAGAAAAGGAUAAGGAUGUUUUAGUAGGGGGUAUUGAAUAGAUGUUUGCAGAACGAGUGUUGGAGGAGAAAGAAGACGCUAAUGAUUUUGCACAGUUUAAAUUAAAAAAACCCAUAAGGGAUAAAAAUUUAAUAAUAUUGAAAGAUUUUUAUAAAUAAAAUGCUCAAAAUAGAUAUAAGUUGUUUGAUAGGUUUUAUUACACUAUUAAUUUUGAAGAAAAAUGGACAAAUUAUAUAAAAGUUGAAGUUUUACCAAGAGAAAAAAAAACAAUUCAAGUCGAUGACGAAUAGUUAGAUAAAACCUUAACUCCCUUAUUUGAGAAACUAUUAAGAGAGAAUAAAAUUGGCAGAAAUAACCAAGAAGAAAAACCGAAGUAUAUUUGA